CCUGAACAACAAGGUAGGACAUAUUUCUUGGUGAGCGAACUGUGAUCUCCACAAACAUGUUUACAUUUUCGGAUUUAUAGUUCGCCAAACGGAAUCACCUCAACUGCCAUUAUGAGCCAGCCGCACAGAGGGCAAAGGGGGAGAAACGGUGGUCUCCACGAGCAUCGGGAACACAGGCCACGACGGGAGCUGCAGCACAAUGCUAGACAACCAUCAAGCGACAGGUCCUCUUCUCAGCCUCCAUAUUACAGGGACUCCACACCCCCUCUUAAACAUGUGCGGCACCAAGAAGCCCCAGGAGAGGAUCAUAAUGGGUCCAAAUGCACCAAUAUCUGCUCUAGGAGAGGUAUCGUGUUGAUCUGUUCAGUCCUGACCAAUGCCCUGGUCCUGAUCUGUGUGGUGGCAGCUCAGAUGGUGAUGUCAGGCAUGUCUGCUAUGGGUGGCCUGGCGGGAGGCAGCUUCAACCUUAACACUAACAUCCCCUUCGAGGGCCAAGAGCUGCAACAGGUGAGAGACCUGGACAUGCAGUACAGCCAGAUGAGAGCUCCGGGAAUCUACGGGGGCGUGGCAUUUGCCCUAGUCUUCGGUGUUGUCUCCCUCUUGUUCGUGGUCUCCGGGAACAAGCCCGCUCACCUGCUGGGCCAGAAGCUACUGAUGGGAGCCUUGGUGUUCCAGGGUUUGGGAGCAGUACUCUACGUGGUGGCUGUGGGGUUGUACCUCCACUUUGUCAUCCAGGUAAACAGUACAGACGUGUGUAAGAGAAGGGAGAGGCUGUACGCACGUUCAGGUUUAACCUGGAUGAACUGUGAUGUGGGAGGGGCAGACGCGGCCGUUGCUUUGUUCGGGCUGAUCACUGCGAUACUCUACACUGCCGGUACGGUGCUUACAUUCCACACGGUGCGCUGGGUCAGGGGCUACCUGAAGGAUCGCAGGCUACACGAGGAGAGAGAUAGACGCCCCCCUACUGCCAGCUCCCACCCCCAUAGGGCACCACUACGCUCUGAUACCGCUCUGUGACGGAGACGCAGCUUGAGCCCCAAAUGGCACCCUAUUCUCUAUAGAGUGCACUACUUUUGAUCAGGGCCCAUAGGGCUCUGGUCACAAUAAAUAGAUUGUAGGAAAUCGGGUGCCAUUUGGGACGACACCGCAGAUGAAACCCGGAAGGGACCAAAGUGCUUUUUCUCUCGAUCCCUUUUCAUUAAAACUGUCUGUCCAAUUGACAGUAAUGGGACUUGCAACUACCCACUGGGUAACGAUGUCAGUUCAACAUCUAGUUUUGAUUUACUUUUGAGUUGUCAACAGUUAAAUCAACAAAAAUGUGAACCAUUUAGGUUUAAAGUAGGGUGGAAAAAAGACAUCUCCCUAACUUCUUGCAAAUCCAGUAAGUUUGAUGUUGAUUCCAAUAUCAUCACCUUGAAUGUUUUGUUGAAAUGACAUGGAAAACAAUGUUGAUUUGCCCAGCGGGUAAGGUGUUUACAGAGCAAGCUUCUGAAAAGCAUUGAUUUGAUAUGAAUCCCUUUUUAACUGCAACAUGAAUGAUCUCAGACUGGUCUUGUUACUCGUCAAUAACACUUGUGUAUGUGUGUGUGUAUAGGUUGCAUGUAAAUAAACCUUUACAUUUAUCUGC
Oncorhynchus masou masou (cherry salmon) is the source of this 1627-nucleotide messenger RNA. RefSeq lists its product as uncharacterized. The transcript has 5 exons. Gene Ontology annotation, cellular component: membrane. The record is from RefSeq and is a predicted model, not a curated record. The coding region runs from base 112 to 1017 and encodes 301 amino acids. Lineage: Eukaryota; Metazoa; Chordata; Actinopteri; Salmoniformes; Salmonidae.